Messenger RNA from Suillus discolor, 2896 nucleotides. RefSeq names its product armadillo-type protein. The transcript has 16 exons. Bases 35 to 2614 code for a protein of 859 amino acids. Gene Ontology annotation, biological process: intracellular protein transport; receptor-mediated endocytosis. Gene Ontology annotation, molecular function: cargo adaptor activity. The record is from RefSeq and is a predicted model, not a curated record. Lineage: Eukaryota; Fungi; Basidiomycota; Agaricomycetes; Boletales; Suillaceae. Gene Ontology annotation, cellular component: AP-4 adaptor complex; membrane coat.
CUUAACCUCCGCGCCCAUCUUACUCUGUUUUUAGAUGGACGUAACAUUCAUCAACUCUGGUGCUCUAAGCCGCGCUCACUACUCUUUGGUGCGCAAAGUGGAGUCUGCGCAGUCCCCGCAAGCAGCAGACCAGAUCCACCUAAGCGAAAUUGAUGGCAUUAGACGUCACUUCGCUGUUGGAGGCGUAUCUCUCAAAGAAUGCAGGGAGAAGCUGAUCAUACUUCUUUACUGUUCCAUGAAUUUAACACACGUUAAUCCUGGCGAGCUCGCCUUUGCUUUGCCACAAGCUGUCAAUCUGGCCGAGAUGGGGCGGACAUUGCGUGACAAGCAACUCGGCUUUAUCUUUUGCACUGAAGUUAUGCCACAGAAUCAUGAGUUGCAGCUCAUGUUAGUCAAUACCAUUCGCAAGGAUCUAGAAAGCUUGUCCAUAGCACGUGUUUGCCUCGCUCUCAGCGUCUUAAUUCAAAUGCCAAAUGAUGAAGUGAUACCCGCCGUACAAUCACAAUUGCAGGCCCUGUUCAUGCACAAAUCGAUAUCAGUUCGUCGUAGAGCUUAUCUGGCAUAUCACUCGCUGCUACACAACGACCCUUCGCGCUUGACACCACUAGAGGAUGCAGUUGUCCUCCGCAUUCAACGUACACUGCCUUCUAUAGACUCUUGCGCUAUGGCAGUAGCCAUGAAACUCAAUCAAGUUGAUUCCAUCAAUGAUGAAGUCAACGCUCUUCUGCCAAUUGUGUGGCAAAGACCCGGUCGUCAGUCUCAAUCUCUUAUUUUAUUGGUCCUUCGAGCCCUUCGGAAGGCUAAGUUAUCGAUGCCAAAUGUUGGUAUUGUUCUCGACAUUAUCAAGCGUACAUCUAGUCCUCCCGUGCGAGUGCUACUGCGGGAGGCUUUUCUUGUCUUAUCAUCCGUAUCAGCAGAGGUUAUCCAAGAAUGCCAAAUGCAGCAGUCUCUGUCGCCAGUGGCUUGCAUUCGACGCCUAUUGACGUCAAAGGAUCCUAACGAUCAGUACCUGUUUGUUUCGUGCUUAUAUUGCCUGAGCCCCACUCUUUGGGCAGGGACCCUGCCAGGAACAAUAGCAGUCUUAGACGAGUGGGAGGUUCAAGAAGUGAUGAAACUUCUUGAUUCACAUGACAGGCUUGUUCGAAAGAUAACCCUGAGGGUCCUACAUGCGGUCGAUUCUUCCCUUGUCAAGGCGUAUAACAUGCAGUUGCUACAUAACUUGCCUGCAGGGUUAACUUUAUCUGACAAGGGCGAAUAUGUUUCUCGUCUGCUUGAUGUUGGCGUGCUUCAGUAUGGGAAUGAUGGGGAACAGUAUGCUAGAUACCUUAAGGACCUGUUUGCCGUUGCAGAAGGUGACACUCAAGGUCGUACGGAGGACAUGUCUGUCCUUGAAGUAGGCCUUGAGAUGAUCCUUACCCACAUCCGGGAAUUUGAUAUUACAUCUCGUAUAUCGUGCGUUACCGCACUGGCGGUUUCUGUCACGGAGUCAGGUGCUCGGAUUGGACCAACUCUCAUGGUGGUUAUUUCUGCUUUGGCUUGUGAAUACUGCGGAAAGAUAGCAACAUCACCCCCAUCACUACUCCAGGGAAUGGCUAGCAGACUUGUCUCGUAUGGUGUCACAGUUCAAGAUGCAUGUCUGCUAUCUAUGAUUCGGAUGUCUGCAGAGUGUGACCAGAUCCCGCACACUAUCUUGAAGCUUGUUACCGAAAUAUCUCAGUUCUCCGGAAAACGUAUUCGGAAUCGGUGUGGCCUGUUCUUGACAUACUGUGGUCAAAGGGAUGUGCUUACCAGUAUCAUCGCUCAAGCAUCCUCAUCUUCACUUCCAGACUUUUUGGUUGCUCUAACAACUUAUGGAUCAAAUGCCGGCGCCUCACCGCCUGUAUCGCCUGUUAAUUUAAAGCCUUCAUCAACAAUUUCCGGGCUUUCGCCGGGCUCGCCUCCACGAGCUAGCUUAUCUCCCAGACAGUUACGUUACGAAGCAUAUGGCACUCCCCAGGCUGUGCCUAGUCUAAGGCAUCUAUUAAGCCCGAGCAGAGGCACCUUCUCAAGUCCGGGAAGCAGCAGGAGCCGAAGUUCCUCACGUGCUAGUGAACGUGGGAUGCCAUCCGAACUGGCAAGGACCAUCACCCCAGGAGAGUUGACUAUUGCUGCCGCGCAGGGUCCAUUGCAAGAGCUGCCCGAGCUUGACCACGUUCGAAAUUCGAACGCAUCACCGAAUGAAGAUUUAACAUCUCGUGUUGAUCUCAUAUCGCUCGAUACUGCCUGCAGCGAAGUGCCUGUUACAUUUCCGACUCCUGAGCCAGACUUCGAAGACGUCUGGGAUGCCAUGGAAAACUCCAAUCUCCGAGGCUGGUGCGAGUCGUCGAUGGACAACGUAGUGAGACUUCUACAGAGUUUACAGCACUCCAUGAGAGUCAUCGCGGUUGAUCAACCACCAUUUGAAGGGGAGCUAAAAGUCUUGGUUGCUGCCUCACCUAAUCCACCCUUAGUGGAGCCGAAACAAGGUGCUGCCCUUCGCCUCCGGGAGAGUGAAGAAGAAAGCUGCCUGUGGCGCCUCCGGUGCGAUGAUCCUGAGCUACGAACCACUGUCAAGAGACUAUUGGAGGAUAUAUAAGAUGCCCUGCUGUUUGUCAUGCAGGCGAUCAGAUUGCUAUUGGCUCAUCAGCUAUGUUUGUUGAGAUGUUACGGUGAGAAAUAAAUUUCUGAGGUCGUGAAUACAAGACUAGAUCAUCAUCAAGUGAUGAGCCAUUUUAGGCGCGUCUGUUGAGCAGCAACAAAGUCACCCGGAACAAAGCCGGAACAAGAUUCGUGGUGCUCGGAAAACUUGACAUCGUGCGAGUCGGCAAAUGGCCAAUAGAUAUACCGAUAACUCGAUAAGGUCGUCCGGUCAGCCUCU